AUGGCUGCAUUUAUUGCUGAAAAUUUUAAAUUUGCUGCUCUUUUCUUUAAGAGUAAGGAUGUAGUGAUCUUCAAUGGGCUGAUAGCCCUGGGGACAGUGGCUAGUCAAACAGCAUACAACAUAUUUGCCUUCGAAUGCCCAUGUUCUGCUCAGAGAAAUUAUCUUUAUGGGUUAGCUGCUAUUGGCGUACCUGCCCUAACUUUCUUUUUAAUUGGAGUAAUGCUCAGUCGUAGCACCUGGGACCUUGUUUCGGAGUGUCGCAUUAGAAAAUGCCGGAAGCUGUCUGCGGCUGCUGCUUUUGCUCUACUGGGUUCAAUAGUGGGCCGUGCAGCAGUGGCUCCUGUAACCUGGUCUGUCAUCUCACUCCUUAGAGGAGAGGCCUAUGUUUGUGCGCUUAGUGAAUUUGUGGACCCUCAGUCUUUGGAAAACUUUCCUUCCACUACCCAGAGCUCCAUUAUCAUGGCCCAGUUUCCCUGUAAGGAUGUGCCUUCAGAGCUGCUGCACUUCUGGAAAGACAUCGAACGCCGACUCAAGUAUGAAUCUCAGCUGUUGGGUUGGAUGUUGGUGGCUAUCAUCUCUUUCACUGUGUUCCUGGUGAUGUGUGGAAAGCGCUGCUGCUCUCCCCUGGGCUACCAGCAGGAGGCAUACUGGUCUUCCUAUCGGGCCAAUGAACACGCUCUUUUCCAGCGCACUGCUGAGGCUCACGCCAAGCUCCGUGCUGCUGAGAGCAUCAGGACCUUCUUUGGAUUUGUAGCCCUGGAGGAGCAGGAAAGGGGGCUUCUGGCAGCAUGUCACGGGGCCAAACUGGCAAUUUCCAAUCUGGAGUGGAACCAGAUAACAGGAGUUUACUUAUACAGAGAGAAUGAAGGGAUUCCUCUGUACAGUCGCCUAAAUAAAUGGGCCAAUUUCACAAUUGGGAACAACACUGAGGCCAUUGAGAUGGACAUGUUAGGUUAAGGUGUGAAUGGUCAUCCACAGUAACCAACUACCUUUUGGUCAUUUCUUGUGGACAAUUGUUUGUCCCUGCUGUGCAUAUCUGAGUAGUGUUUGCUUUCUUCUUUUAUUUUGCUUGAAAAUGUCACUAUGAUAAUUUAUUAUUUGAGAUGCAAACAUAUUUUUAAUCUGUUUUUUAACUUGAUGAUGGUAUGAAUUGAGUGAUACAGUUAAUUCAUCAGAAAUGUACAUUAAUACAUAAUGCAUACUGAAGCAGCUUUUCUCUGUUUGUAAAGACAUAGAAACCCAUGGAAAUUUUUUUUUAAAUGUAUGGGCUAUUUGUAUUUUUUUUUAUAUAUAUAUAUAUAUAUAUGUGAUGAUAUGUAUUGUAUACUAGUCUCUUAAUUUUUUAAAAAUUAAUUAUUCAUUAAUAAUGUCAGCAUUUGUUAUGGUGCCUUAUAAUUAGUUUUUGAGAAUGUAUGUUAUCUCAUGUGGGCUACACGGGGGUACAGUGGGUGGCAUUGCUACCUCACGGAUCUAGGGUCCUUGAUUCAAUUCUGAACUCAGGAUUCACAAUGGUGUGUAGUUUCCUCCAAUUGUCCCAAAAAACAUGCAGGUAGAUGGAUUGGCUACACUGUGUGUGUGUGUGUGUGUGUGUGUGUGUGUGUGUGUGUGUGUGUGUGUGUGUGUGUGAAUGGUGCUCUGCAAUGGACUCAAACCCCAUUAUCCUGCUAUGCGGCCAGUGUUGCCGAGAUUAUCUCCACAUUCACCACAAGCCUAACCACGAUAAAGCAGUUACUGAAUGAAUCCAUGUUAUCUCAGGUAGGCCCUGUGUUAGGACAUGUUGGUGUGCUGUACAGACAACUAUUGUUAAUAUUGUACAAUACGUAUAUAAAAUAAUCCACAAUAUAUUACAAUAUAUUUUAUUAAAGUUUUCAUUGUA
Ictalurus punctatus (channel catfish) is the source of this 1876-nucleotide messenger RNA. Its product is annotated as calcium homeostasis modulator protein 2. NCBI's taxonomy places the organism in Eukaryota, Metazoa, Chordata, Actinopteri, Siluriformes, Ictaluridae. The transcript is spliced from 2 exons. The record is from RefSeq and is a predicted model, not a curated record. Bases 1 to 957 code for a protein of 318 amino acids. Gene Ontology annotation, molecular function: monoatomic cation channel activity.